AUGACCGCGGCCGCAGCGGCGGCGGCGGAGUCAGCGGCGGCGCUACCAGUCGUUGACCUGCGGUCCUUCGACUCGGUCGAGGACCUGGCGGCCGACCUUAUGCGCGUCGGCAAGGACCCCGGUUUCUUCUACGUUGUUGGCCACGAGCUGCGCGACGACGUCGCAGCUGACAUGUUUGCUCUUGCCCAGACCUUCUUCAGCUCACCCCUUGAAGAGAAGUUGGCGUACGCGAAUGGCAGCGGCGAUCUGGCCCAUACUGGCGAAAGUUGUCGUAUGCGUCUCAUAAACUACCCCCCGGUAUCCGAGGUCUCACCAUCCACCACUACCUCCUCCUCCCUAGAAGAUGCCCCAGCUUCCAACUCGGAGGAUAUCCGAGCGGGCGCCCACUCCGAUUACGGCUCACUUACCCUGCUUUUCCGCCAACCCUCGGACCAGGGCGGGCUUCAGGUCCUGCGAGGAGGAGGAAACAACGCUGCGGCGUGGGCUGACGUCCCCUGCAUCCCUGACGCCAUCGUCGUCAACAUAGGCGACGCCCUCGAAUUUUGGACCGCAGGGAGGCUGCGGUCUACGGUGCACAGGGUCGCCUUCCCCAGGUCCCCCGACCGCCAUGUCGUGUUGGCGCCGAUCAAGGAGGAUCGAAGGGAUGGCGGCGGCGGCGGUGCAGAUGCCGAGUUUUUGGAGGUUUUGAGGAGAAAGGGGUACGAAAGUGCCGAACCUGUUACGAGUCGGGAACAUUUGGAGCGACGGAUACGGGCGACGUAUGGCAAGAUUUGA
Molecule: messenger RNA, 774 nt
Organism: Colletotrichum fioriniae
Lineage: Eukaryota; Fungi; Ascomycota; Sordariomycetes; Glomerellales; Glomerellaceae
Molecular function (GO): 2-oxoglutarate-dependent dioxygenase activity
Source: RefSeq, a predicted model, not a curated record